AUGACCAUUAAUUAGGAUUUUUAUUACCCUUUAAUGUUGGAAAGAGCAGUGAUAAAGAUUCAUCAAGAUGAACGUCAAUGACAUUCCUCCACAAUGUCUUCAAGAUCCACAAUUUGUAAAUGUUUGUGUUGCAUCUUUGUGUUCACAAAAAGUUAAAUCAGAAAAAUUAAUUGAAGAUGGAGAACAAGAACUCAAAGAACUUAAAGCAACUGUUAUCGAUGAAUUGAAUCAUCGUAAAAAAUUAAAAAAACAAAUUCAAGAAAAUCAAGAUACAAUUGCAGUGUUGGAGCCAGCUUUACAAAGUCUUAGAGAUACUGAAAAGGAUUUGAACGAGAAGCUGAAUGAAGUAAAAGCCUCUUUAGAUACAGAUCAACAAAAAACUGAGCUUGAAAAAAAAGCAUACAUUGAAAUUUUAGAAAGUUACAAAUCAACAUGGCAACAAUACAAAAUUGAGUAUGAAAAAAUGCCCGGUGCAGUUAAAAGAAAAGAAGCUCAAAUAAAUUUAAAAAAGCUAGAAAUUCAAUUGAUGGUAGGAGAAUUCAAGAAAAAUGAACUUGAUAAAAUAGUGGCCCAAAGAAGACUCAUCAACAACAGACGAAUUCAAUUAAAAAUUGUAGAAUUAUCAGGAAUGUUAUUGAAAAGAUUCAAUAGACAAAAGUAUCAUCUUGAACGAAUUCAAGAAAUUAAAUUACUCAAUGAAAAAUUAUAUAAACUUCGAGAGCAUUACAAUUGUUUAAUUAAAAAAAAUGAAGAAAAAGAAAAAAUUAGAUUAUUGGCAAGACAACAAAUGCCACCACCAAGAUUGGACAUUGGAUCAUUUGCUCGUACAUUUUGUACUUCUCAAACUUCAAAUUAUCAGCUGAUUGAACAAAAAAGAAAAAAUUUAAAUUAUGAACGUGAUUCUGAUACAGUAUCAAUAAACUCAGUUAUGUUUGAAGAAAUGUGUAAAAAUGAUGAUGACAAUUUAACAAUAACUAGUCCAGUUAUUCAAUCAACACCAGAUAAUCAAGAAAAAAAGUCUGUAUCGCCUGUAUUAAAUUCAGUAAAUGAUACAAAUAUUGGUACACUAGAGACGUACUAUCGACAAUUGUCAAUUGAAAAAAAAAAUAAUUCAAGCAUAGAACCAGAGACACCUAAAAAAGUAACAUCACCAGAUAAAAUUACUGAAGUUAUUAGUCAUGAAAAAAGAUCUCCAUCACCAGAAACAUUAAAACAAAAUCAACAAGAUGAGCCAGAAUUAAAAAAACAAAAAUUAAUGAAAUCAGUUGAGAUAAAUAAUGAAGAAAUAAUAAAAAUUGAUAACCCAACACGUUCAAUGCCACAAAUUAAAAAAGUUGAACGUGUUAAUCAUCCCAUAAUGAAAAAUCAUACAAUCGAAAAAACUCCAAUGCUAUCAGAUUUAUUUUCACCUCAUCAUUAUGCAAUGUCUGAUAUAUCAAGUGCAACUAACAUGACAACAACUAAUUAUUCAAACUAUGAUUCAACAAGAGCUAAUUAUGAAAAAAAUGAAAAAAUAAAUUAUCCAAAUUCACCAGUACAAAGUUGGAUGGGUGAUGUUUCACCUGUACAUUCACAAGCAUCAUUUAUGUCAGAUAUAUCAGCAAUUAAAAAUAUUAAUAAAAAAGAUGAAUCAACUGAUGAUAAUGAUGAUAAACAAAUUCCAGAUAAUUUAUGA
Messenger RNA from Aphidius gifuensis, 1675 nucleotides. Its product is annotated as DNA repair protein RAD50-like. The record is from RefSeq and is a predicted model, not a curated record. NCBI's taxonomy places the organism in Eukaryota, Metazoa, Arthropoda, Insecta, Hymenoptera, Braconidae. Bases 68 to 1675 code for a protein of 535 amino acids. The transcript has 8 exons.